UCCUUUACAAUAUUCUAUUGAUGGUAAGAUUAGAGCAGACAAAUUAUCAGCUCCAAUCUUGUAAUUUAAGAGUUUGUCAUAGAGUAUAGCUAGCAUGCUGAUUAAAAUGUUAGAUGUACUUUCGAAGUAGUAUACAUAUUUUACAUGUAGAUGUGUCCAAAUAUUAUGCAAAAAUAGUCUGGGAAUAUUUUGGCAUCUCCUCAAAAAUAUUCUCAUUCCUUUUUUUUUUUUAAUCAAUCUGUAUGUUGCCAGACCUAAAUUUGGGCCAAAAAUUGUUUCUGUAUUUUUUAAAGAAUCCUAAAAAUGGCUUUUUUUUCUCCCCAUACAAAGUUUUUUAGGCUUUGGCUCUUUCUGCAUGAAAAAGCUACUUAUGAACUUUUAUCUGUUCAUGAUAUAAGCAAUUUAAUAUUUCGAAAACUGCAAAAUAUAAGUUACUAAAUAUUCUUCACUCAUUCAUUAACAAAAUCUUGAAACAUUUAGGGUAUUGUUAUUAUGAAUGUUUUAAUUGUUAGUCAAGCAUGUGCUGAAUGUAUAUUCUGCAUGCAGGCUUUAUAAGCAAUUAAAGAAAAAAUAUAUGGAGAUUUUGUUAAUGGUUACUAGUACAAUAUUUAGGAAUUUUGUGACAUUAACAUUUUAUAUGAAUACAUAACUUGGAUGAUGAUUAAUCUGAAACUCCAACAUAAAAUGUAUUCCAGAAAAACAAGGUUUGUCUAGUAAAUAAACUGAACUUAUACAUUGAUUUAAACCAUAAGGCUGGAUGACUUUUUCUUGCAGAUAAGAAAACUGUGGUGGGUGUAUUUUCAAAUGAAACUCCUUUAAUAAAUGUCGGUUUAUUUAUUGCACCUGCUUUAGCUAGUGGUUGUAGAAUCAUUGUACAAGCAGGUACCAAGAUAUUUUUGGCAUUACAUCUCAUAAAGGAGCUUGCUGCUAGUAUAGGGUGAGCACAGUCAUUAUUUUGCACAGCCUCAGUUUCAUUAUGCUCAUUAUAUUUUUCUGUUUUCCUAUCCAUGACUAUUUUCCCACUCUAAUGUUGAUAAUCUUAGAAAUAUAAUUUUAGAUUCCAUUCAAUAACAGUGAUUCCCUCAGAUGAUAAUCAUUUAAGUACUUACAUUGGUUCCUCAGUUGAACUUAGUGUUGUUGUGCUAUUUGAUGACUUGUUGGAUAAGAAAUAUUCAACUGUACCUGAUGAAAAAACAAAUACCAGAAUUGUUUAUUUAACAAAUUAUCGCAUACCAGCUAUAAUUUUUGAUGAUGCAGACCUUCAUGCUGCUACUGAAGGUAUUAUAAGUGCAGCAUGGUCAAAAUGGGCACAUUCUUCUGUAGGCACAGUAUUUGUGCAAGAAAGUAUAUUGGAUCAGUUUUUAGAUAUGUUAAAAAAGAAAUUAUCACACUUGAAAGUAGGACCAAGUAAUGAAAAAUUGGCAGAUAUAUCGCAAUGUAUUAGUGAUUUGUCAUGUCUUAAGAAAACCUUAGAAUCAUCACUAUGUAUGGAAAAAUUCCAGGUCCUUAAAAAUGAUGACAUAUGGCAACCGACAUUGAUUCUAGGUGGUAAAGUAGAUGAUGGUCAGGCGUUUUCGUCUACAGAGGAUGACGGUCAAGUGUUAACCGUGUUAAGUUUUCGAUCCAUUGAAGAAGCUAUUAGUAUGGCAAACAGUUCUAAACAGGGAUUGGCUGCCUCAGUAUGGUCAGAGAAUUUGUGUCUGAUCAAUGAAGUAGUCAGAAAGUUGAAAGUGACUAAUAUAUGGAUCAAUGGAACAUAUGGUACAACUGCCGCUAAUGUUACUUUUACUCCUUUGAAAGGUAGCGGUGUUGGCAACUUUGGUGGAGUUGAAGGUUUUUUCGAACUGCUGUCUCCCUAUGAUGCAUUUAUUCCAAAAGCAGAGAAUGAUUCAGAUAAGAAUAUCAGUUCCGCUAUAGGCGCUGCCAAAAAAGGCCAGGAAUGCUGGGGAAAAAUAUCAAAAAUCAAAAAGAAAUUGUUAUUGUUGGCUAAAUUGAAAGACUUGUUGAAUAAACAUUUUUCUAGCAACGCCGAAGACUAUUAUUCGAUAAUCUACAGAUAUUUCAAUGGUAGAGAUAGUAGUUUUGCAACCACUCAGUCUGGCUUCGAUUUAGUAUCCUACCAAGAACCACGAGGAGUGGUUGCAGUUGGAAAUAUCCAAGAUAAGCAUGCCAUCUAUGUAACAGUCAGAGCACUCUAUGAAGGCAAUGCGGUCAUUUCUCAACAUUGGAUAGCCAAAGAAUUAGGUCCUCUCUUGCCUGACGGCGUCCUGAAAUACAUCCCAGAUACUGCUGAGGCCACCAGAGCAGUGGAAUCCCAUAACGACGUUCAAGUCUUUUUUGGCAGUUGGAAUGCAGAGAUGCUCCCACCUUCGCACGUCACAGAUUCAAGUAACAUCCAAUCUAUCCUUGAAGAGGAAUUUUACAACAAAGUUAGCGUUGUCAAAAAUGUCUGGUGUGAUGUAGGGAAGUCCAGUUUAUGCAAUUUUGGAGAGUAGAUGGAUAUAUGUCAAAGCAUGUUGCUUCUUAGAAAAAUAUUUUUCUGUAAUAUUUACACGUUGACUCAUAUUUUUGAUGUUAAUUGUAUUUUUCAUGUUUUUGAAUAAAUGGGAAGUUAAACUAAA
This is a messenger RNA of Acanthoscelides obtectus, 2621 nucleotides long. The record is from the annotation of a GenBank genome assembly. Lineage: Eukaryota; Metazoa; Arthropoda; Insecta; Coleoptera; Chrysomelidae.